AUGGGCAAUCGUCAUAGCCAAUCUUACUCCCUGCCAGAAGGCAGUCAACAGUUGCCCAAAGGGCAGGCCCUACCCUCGGCAGAUCUGCAGCCUCUCAGCCACCCAUCAGGGAGUGGAGAGCCAGAGUCCCACCAGCCUGCCAAAGGGAAGAGUCAUCAGGGCUUGGGUGCCGGUCGAGAUAACAAAGCAAAAAGUCAUCAACGUUUUGAUGCUGAUCAAGAUGCCAAAAAGCUGAACAAAGCCUGCAAAGGAAUGGGAACCGAUGAAGCCGCCAUCAUUGAAAUCUUAUCAAGCAGGACAUCGAAUGAGAGGCAACAAAUAAAACAAAAGUACAAGACAGCAUACGGCAAGGACCUGGAGGAGGUGCUCAAGAGUGAGCUGAGUGGAAACUUUGAGAAGACAGCCUUGGCCCUUCUGGAUCGCCCCGAGGAGUAUGCUGCCCGGCAGCUGCAGAAGGCCAUGAAGGGCAUGGGCACAGACGAGGCAGUGCUCAUCGAGGUGCUAUGCACGAGAACCAAUAAGGAAAUCAUCGCCAUUAAAGAGGCCUACCAAAGGUUGUUUGACAAGAGCCUUGAAUCAGAUGUCAAAGGUGAUACAAGUGGAAGCCUAAAAGGAAUUCUGGUCUCCCUGCUACAGGCUAAUCGUGAUGAAGGAGAUAAUGUGGACAAAGAUCUAGCUGGGCAGGAUGCCAAAGAGCUGUAUGAUGCAGGGGAAGGCCGCUGGGGCACAGAUGAGCUUGCCUUCAGUGAACUCCUGGCCAAGAGAAGCCACAAGCAGUUACGAGCCACCUUUCAAGCCUACCAAACUCUCAUCGGCAAAGACAUCGAAGAGGCCAUUGAGGCAGAAACAUCAGGAGACCUGCAGAAGGCCUACUUAACGCUCGUGAGGAGUGCCCGGGACCUCCAGGGCUACUUUGCUGACCGUCUGUACAAGUCCAUGAAGGGUGCGGGCACCGACGAGGAGACCCUCAUUGACAUCAUUGUGACCCGGGCUGAGACGGACCUUCAGGGGAUAAAAGCCAGAUUCCAAGAGAAGUACCAGAAGUCUCUCUCUGACAUGGUUCGCUCAGACACCUCUGGGGACUUCCAGAAGCUUCUGGUCGCCCUCUUGCACUGA
Molecule: messenger RNA, 1116 nt
Organism: Rangifer tarandus platyrhynchus (Svalbard reindeer)
Lineage: Eukaryota; Metazoa; Chordata; Mammalia; Artiodactyla; Cervidae
Source: the annotation of a GenBank genome assembly